AUGGUGGUCUGUGAGCCUUGGUGUGUUCCUUCACCUGAGCAAUUGAAAGGGAAGAUCCUUGUGAAAGGCAAGAAGCUGAGCAGGCAGGAGGACCCCGCCGGAACAAAUGGGAACAACAACCUGGAGGCUGAGGAUGUCUCUGAUGAAGAUGAAGCAGCUGAAAUGGAGGAUGAGUCUGUAAAGACCGAGAUACAGCAGAAGGGGAAGAGGGACACCUUGAAGCUGGCCAAGGAGCUGUCAGACACUGUUGUGUACUGCAAGAGCGUCCAUUUCAAUGGUUUUGAGGAUCCCAGCCACCCUCGGCCUUUCUAUGAGAUGUCAUCGUUCACAGAGAGCAAAGCUCUGAAACUAGCCCAGGAGUCAGGAACCAGUUUUAUUCAUCACAACAUCAGGCACCUGAGCCGGAUCUACCCUGCAGGCUGGAGGACAGAUUCUUCCAACUAUAACCCCAUCGACUUGUGGAAUGUUGGCUGCCAGAUUGUUGCCCUAAAUUUCCAGACAGCAGGCACAGAAAUGGAUGUCUACCAGGGUCGGUUCCAGGACAAUGGGUUUUCUGGGUACGUCUUAAAGCCGGAAUUCCUCCGGGAUGAGCAAACCAAAUUCAAUCCAAAAUCCAUCACAGAAGGAACAUGGGGGACAAAGAAGAAGCUUCUACUUAAAAUCAUCUCUGGUCAGCAGCUACCCAAGGUGAACAAAAGCAAAAACUCCAUCGUUGAUCCUAAGGUAACUGUGGAGAUCCAUGGAGUGCAACAAGAUAACAACAAGAAGCAGACCAAAGUCAUUGAAAACAAUGGCUUUAACCCGAAAUGGGAGGAAGAGUUUACAUUUGACAUAGAGAUCCCUGCGCUUGCCCUGGUCCGGUUUGUGGUGGAAGACUUUGACAUGUCGACCAAGAAUGACUUCAUCGGGCAGUACACCCUUCCCUUCACUAGUCUGAAGCAAGGUUACCGCCACAUCCAUCUUCUGACCAAGAACGGAGACCCCUACUCCUCCUCCACCCUCUUUGUGUACAUCAAUAUCCAGGACUGUGACUAGCAGCUCAGCUCUUUCAGGGCGCAGUGAACCUCAUUACAGAGCUAGGAGGAAUUCAGCGUGCGAAGCCUGCCAGCGUCAGGGUCCCGUCACAUCCCCAGUGCCUUCCUGGAGCAGCACACGGUGCCCCACAGGACCCCUGAUGUGGAACAGCCAUCGACCUUCUCCCUUCUGCGUGCUGGAAACACCCUCAUGCUGCUGUUGAGAUUAAUCCUUUUGUACCUGUUUGACCAAUCCAGCAGUGUUUUUAGUUCACUUUAUUUAGUGUGGUUUUUUAAUUCUGCUUUUAGCGAGAGGAUAGGGACUCCUUUUUAGCAAAGUACAGCUCUUGAGUGGGGUUCAGUCAGACAUCUGGACAAAACACCCAACAUCUGUGCAAGAAAAAAAAUCCACCCCACCGCUGAAAUCAGUGGCCAGAUGCCAGGUGACUUCUUGCAACUUGAGAUGUCAACCAUCUUUCACCAU
Pterocles gutturalis (yellow-throated sandgrouse) is the source of this 1497-nucleotide messenger RNA. Its product is annotated as 1-phosphatidylinositol 4,5-bisphosphate phosphodiesterase delta-1-like. The transcript is spliced from 8 exons. The record is from RefSeq and is a predicted model, not a curated record. Gene Ontology annotation, biological process: lipid metabolic process; phosphatidylinositol-mediated signaling. NCBI's taxonomy places the organism in Eukaryota, Metazoa, Chordata, Aves, Pterocliformes, Pteroclidae. Gene Ontology annotation, molecular function: phosphatidylinositol-4,5-bisphosphate phospholipase C activity. The coding region runs from base 1 to 1035 and encodes 344 amino acids.